Cuscuta epithymum is the source of this 331-nucleotide messenger RNA. The record is from the annotation of a GenBank genome assembly. Lineage: Eukaryota; Viridiplantae; Streptophyta; Magnoliopsida; Solanales; Convolvulaceae.
UUCAAAUUUCUUUCAGAAAUGGAGGGUAGACGCAUGGGUACGAGGAACAACCCGAGAGGGCAAACUCCGGUGACGUCCGAAGGGGUUAGCCAGGUUGCAUCUCGGGGCGCGAGAGGCGGUAGGAGAGGCCGUGGAGGCCGUGGAGGCCGUGGAGGCCGGGGAGGUCAUCGGGCUCAAACCGUGAGCGAUGGCCAUGUUAGCUCGGUGCAUGGGACUCACACCGAGGAUUACGACUCUACAUAUGUUCCCGAGACGGAACAUGAGGAGACCCCAUAUGAUGGGGGUGAUACGUACACCGAUGAUGAUGACAAUGAUGAGAGUGAUGCCAAAU